This is a messenger RNA of Hermetia illucens (black soldier fly), 4775 nucleotides long. RefSeq lists its product as uncharacterized. The coding region runs from base 124 to 4482 and encodes 1452 amino acids. The record is from RefSeq and is a predicted model, not a curated record. The transcript has 8 exons. Lineage: Eukaryota; Metazoa; Arthropoda; Insecta; Diptera; Stratiomyidae.
CCGCCAAACUAGAUUUUGUUUGUUGCUCCUCUAAUUGUUUUGCCUUUUUUGCCGCAUACCUAUUCAUAGGAAACCUACAAGGAGAGGCUUAAUGUCUUUUUCCACAUUCAGAUCCAUCCCCUAAUGGGUUCGUCAACUGAUGCCAACCUUCCAGUUCUGUUUGACCUGAAAUUUAUAAGAAAUCAGACGGAUUUGUACAAGACAGUAGUUGACCGAAUCCGCCUUUUAUAUCCUGAUCUUGAAGAUGACUCCGUGAGCGCCGUAGCAAAGGAAUACUUCCGUGAGAAAUUGAGUAGCGACCCCAUGGAAAUGGCGAGGUCGAUCAAUGGAUUCACGCGCGAUAAAUCUAAGACCAAAAAUUCGGUGAGUCAAAAUAGAACUAGUAUUUCAAAAAAGGAUACCAACAUAGCCGAAAACAAAAGUAACGAAGGGACUCCUAGCGCUAAGUGUGAAACGAAAAAUUCUCAAAACGCGUCAAAAUUGAUAACACAUGGAAACAAAGAAACGACAGCAAAACCUUUACAACCAAAAAUUAAGUCUCCGAAACUGAGGAAUCAUACAGAAAACAGUACAUCUUCGUCCCAUAAAAGCAAACUUCAGAGGAAGACCAAAGAAUCUGCAAAACGAACACAAACGUCUCGGGACGAAGAAUGCGUUGGGAAUGAACACAAAUCUCAAAACCAUAACCGAAAUAACAUAUCAUGCAAUGCAAAGGAGGCGGAGGUUAAAAUCCUACCCAAGCAUAUUAAAUUUGAAGAUUUUCGAAAGUUUACGAACAUAGAAUCCAUAGUAAAGGAAGAUAUUAUUAAGAAAUUUCCAACCAAUCAUAAUAAGUACCUGGCACAGAUAGACAAAUAUAUCAAACGACAUUACGACACUAUUUUCAUCAAAUUGGACAAAUGGCCUGUCUUGAUAAAAUUUCACGAUAGUUCAAUUAAAACUUUGGAGGACCUUAUUUGCGUGAAAAAUCAAAGCUCCAUGGAAAAUCAAAAUAAGCAGGAAAAGCCAAUCAAUCCAUCGCCAGAUAUGUUCCCAUCGAGCGGUGAAACUAAUAAAGAUACAGUCAUCGGGGAGGAAUCAAACCCUGUGGAUCCCAAACUCAUUAAUUAUACUACAACCGACGCUGGAGUGGCACUAACUAAACCGGCAGACAUAGGCCGCACCGCCCUAAACAUAAAUCCUGGGUAUUGUCUAGAACCAAAUCUAACAAGUACAACCAAACUCCCAUCGCCUAUUGAGAAACCCAAUUCUACCUCAAAACAAAAAGUUAGUUCAAAACGAACUAACCCUAGUAUCGGAAAAUCAUCGACAUCGUCUCAUCCAGUAAGAGGCAGAAAUCGUUCAAAUCAGGCACGAUGGGCUUCAAAUGCAGCAGACCAUGAUGUAUGCAACAGUUCUGCAAGUGAAGAUCAACUUCUACCAAGUAAAAUCGUUACUAUAGAAUCUUUUGUUGAAAACUGCGUUCCUCAUUACGAUAAAGAAAAAAACGCGACUGCUGAAAAUGAACGACUUGAAGGAACUGUUGGGAAGGAAAAACCAAGCAACCAAUCCCAAGAUAUGUUUCCAUCAAGUGGUGAGAAUCCUAACAAUGAUAAUAGUCAACCUAAAACUGAAAUAUUUGGAUCUCAAGAAAGUUAUAAAGACAUCGAUUUUUACGACAUGAAUAAUAUUCCAAGCAGCUUAACAUCUGCCAAUCUUCUAUCUGAAAUUAAUGAUCCUUUAGCUUUAAAUUCACAAGAUCCCAGUGCCAAUGGGAAAAACCUGGCCACCAUGAAUAUUUCAAGCAACAGUUCAAGUAAUAGUUCAAGCACCGAAACUUUGAUUUUUAAUCCCGAUGAAAGUGAAUCUCCAGAAGAGAAAGAACCACUAGUUUAUGAAUAUGAAGAAAAACCAAAUAUUACAAUCAGUCCUCAACGUUUUCCGCGAACGGAAACAAAUUUCGAAAACAAACCAUCUACGCGGGAAUCCCUUGCAGUUUGUUCAACUGAGAAUAAUAUUUGUCCAAACAACGAUACCCAGGAACCCCAGGAAACGAUUGUACCCGAUAUAUUAACUCGUUCAUAUCCUAAUGAAACUCCUGCGAUAAAAGUUGAACCAACUGACAAUGAACAAACAUCCCCACCAACCGUAACAAAUGAUAUGUUAAAUGUACUUCAUCAACUGUGCUCUAAAUUAAAAGAUAUCGAAAGUAAGAUAAAAGAAUCGCAACAUUCAAACAAAAAUCUCCUUAAUCUACCCUCCGAAAUAGGGGUAUUCUCAAUAGGCACCACAAACAACGAAAUUGUAAAGAACACAGAAAAUCUUACCAGAAAUUUAGAGAAAUUAGUACAGCUUAACACGAAUGCCAAUAUAAAAACCGAAAAAGUUGAUGAAGUCCAUGAGAGUGUUACGUGCAAAAAUGAACCUACGGAGCCUUCAGAUUCAGAUGUUCAGUUUAUUCCAAAUAAACUCGUGCAGCCAAUAGAAAUCCACGAUUCCGAAUACACGGCCAGUGCAUUGCUUGCGGAAAUGUUCCAUUGUGCUGAAACACCAUCCACUACCCAAGAAUCAAUUUAUAGGAAUCACAUUCCAACUAACGAAGCACUGGAAAUUUCCCCAAGCAAUCUAACAUCCUGCCGGUUAAGCCAAAGUCUAAAUCAAGAAGAUAUCUUUCUAAAUAGGAUGAGUGAGGGCAAUGCGAUAGAACUAAGUGAUCCUAAUGAAAGCAACUGGCAUAGUGCGCCAGAAGAUAACAUACGCCAGCCCGAUCUGCCUGCCCCAAUAGCUGAUCAGAUCGUCGAAAACCACUCUGAUAGAUUUACUCCAGGUGACGAGAAAGAAAAGGUUAACACGGGUACAGACGAAGUGCCUGUGAAACCAACUAUGUUGGAAAAGGUUCAAAAACGAAACAUUGAGCCAUCUUGUGAGGUUAUUCCUAAGGAGAAGAAACUAUGCAAGGAAAAACCAUUUGAAACAUCAAUACAAAAACCCAAGACACCCCUCAUUUCCGUUGAAAAUAACAUUACCAAAUCAGAUCCAACAACCGCCCAAACCAGAAAUAUUUUUAAAAGAAAGAAGAACUCACAACCUAAAUCUACAAAUAAGGUGUCUUGUAAGAAACCCCGACACACAGAGAAAUUAGAUGUUCCACCAGAUACGAUAGUGCCACAGGUGAAGCACAAUUUCCAGCCAUUGGCAUUGGUUUCAACGUCUAAGAAUGGUAAUUCCACUGCUUUGAAGCUCGCAGAAAAGAAAAUACGAGGUGUAAUAUCAAAACUUCAACAGAAGAAAGUUGAAACCAGUAUCGAUCCUGAUUAUUUCAUUGAGGAUGUGACUGAAUGUUUCGAUAGUGACACUGCGUCCCAGGAAGAACGUCUAAACACUUUACAACGAAUAUUAUCUGAAGAUGAAACUUUCUUAAAUAAUUUCAAUACUGAAAUCUUCCGAAAAGACGAUCCUCUAAUGAAAAGUGUAAAUGAUGAGACUGAUUUAGAUCUACAUGAAAAAAGUGUGUCGGGCACCCACAUCACAAUGUUUCAAAUUCCUACCAAUCUUAACUUUUGCUGGAUCACCUUUUUGAAUAUGCAAACAAUCCCCAGAUCAAUAGUCACUCACUUGUAUUAUAACAGCAACUUUCCACUACCAUCUUUUCCUAAGGCCUCGAUGUUACAGUCGAAAUGUAAAAUAGUUCGCGAUGAAUGUUUACGGUUUAGAAUAUCUAGCUUCAAUCUCGAAUUUCAUUUUGAGCUAGAUGCAACGAAUGAGGAAAACAUGAUAAGCUUACUUAGAAUAUUGGAAAUAGUUGUUCCGGAGAAUCAUUCCUGCUCAGCGGAUGACUUAGUGAUCGCCCGAGGAUUGCAGCAUAUACUCGACCAGUUUCGGAGAUUUUCAACUGUUAACAUUCGAGAAGAGUUUUUCAUAUUCAUCGGAGGAGCAACAACGGAAAGGAGUUCGGAACCUAUUUCCCCCCGAAGUAUAAAAUAUGAUGUAUUUCGCGAUUUGUCCAAUAUCAAAUCACUAGUCCGCAAGGUUUUUAUUGGAACAUCUAGGAAAGGUCACAAUGAUUGCAUGGACUGCGUAGAGCCUUUUAUAAAAUACUAUUACGAGGACCAUUUUAAAAAUCUAAAAUCAUGGCCAGAAAAAGUUAAACUUCAAAAUUCUGAAGUACACAUACCGAAAUUAAACAUGAGCAGUGUAGAGGCUAGAAGUCGGAGAAUGCACGACCCAAUAAAUCUAAAACAAUCGGAACAAGACAUCCUCAAGGAGGCAUUAAGGAAAAAAACGCUACAAAUACGGACGCCCAAAGCAAUCAGUCUGGAACAAUUUAGAAAACAUACGAAUAUCAAGAGACUAAUUCGAUCGGAUAUUAAAAGAAAAUAUCCCUUAAAUCCUAAUAAAUAUUUAAAAAAUAUUGAAAAAUACAUAGACGAGUUUUAUGAAAACAAAUUCAAGAAACUGCCGGUUUGGCCAAAACAAAUUAAAUAUAAUGAGAAUCAAGUGUGAUACGCCUCUGCUUGUAACUAUAGUGCAUAUGUAGUCUAAAGUGAAUUCACCUUUGUUGAGAUUUGUUUUCACCUUCAAUUAAAUGUAAAACCUGCUGAUUUGAAGCUGUUCCAUAAAAUUACUAAGGAUUAUAGUUUAAAAAUGUAUAGUUAUUUAUUAAAUCAUAAUUAAAUCAAAAAUGCCCGCAAAAAAUCAUGACCGAGUGAAUGUUUUGAAAACAGGUUUCAUGAGGAAACUGCUAGGUGUAAAUUUAGUCAUUUAGUUUUGAAAAUGAAACUGUAAAUAAAUUUAUC